CUCCUCCGAUCACACUACAGUACGAUCACGCACACAGCUUGUUUUCUCCUGCCGUAUCACACGACUGCCCCACACCAGCAUCCAUCGUCCAUCCACGCAUACCACCACACAUAUAAACUCAAAUUUUACGAUGGCGACACCCACGUAUGACCACGCAACCCUGGGCAUCACGGACCCGACGUAUCAGAUCCCGCCUGGGUACCUGGGCAACCUGACGCCAGCGCAGGAGAGCGCGUUUGCGCAGGCGAAGAAGGAGCUGCAAGAGGAGGGCUGGCUCGUGGAGGGCCCCAUACGUAUGACGGACUCCGAGUUGUGUCGAUUCCUCCGUGCGCGUCAGUUUAACGUCGCGAAGACGAAGGAGAUGUUCAUCUCGUGCGAGAAGUGGCGGAAGGAGUUCGGCGUCGACGACCUCGUAGCCAACUUCGAAUACCCAGAGCUGGCGGAGGUGGACAAGUACUACCCGCAGUACUACCACAAGACCGAUAUCGAUGGGCGGCCUGUAUAUAUCGAGCGUCUCGGCCUGAUCGAUCUCACCGCCAUCUACAAAGUCACAACGCAGGAGCGCCAGCUGCAGCACCUCGUCACGGAGUACGAGAAGUCGAUCAACCAGCGCCUUCCCGCGUGCUCCGCCGCGGCGGGCCACCCAGUGCAGAACUUCUGCACGAUCCUCGACCUCAAGGACGCGUCGCUGUCCAACUUCUACCGCGUCAAGGACUACGUGUUCAAGGCCGCCGACUUCGGUCAGAACCGCUACCCUGAGACCCUGGGCAAGUUCUACAUCAUCAAUGCGCCGUGGCUUUUCUCGGGCGUCUGGAGCGUCAUCAAGCCGUGGUUGGACGAGGUGACCGUGUCGAAGAUCGAGAUCCUCGGGUCAACAUACCAGGACAAGCUUUUGGAGCAGAUUCCGGCGGAGAAUCUGCCCGCCAUGUUUGGUGGGAAGUGUUCGUGCCCUGGGGGGUGCUCGUUGGCGGAUGCUGGUCCGUGGUCGGAAGCAGGGAAGACAGCACAGCCUGAAGAAGUGACGGGGGCAGUGCCGGGAGCAGCGCCGGGGGUAGUGACUGAGCCAGUGGUGGAGACCGAGGCUGCUGGUGAGGUACUGUCUGCUUGAAAUCUAGAGUAGAAUGCUAGAUAGACUUCGAAGGGUGUCCCGCGACUUUGACUUGAUCUGUCGGGAUGGCUAUGGCGAGACUUACGCCACAGGGCUGUUAGCGCAGUUGGUAGCGCGUCCGCUUAGCAUGUUGGCUUGCGGGAGGUCACCGGUUCGACUCCGGUAUAGUCCAUUUCCGCCAGUGAAGGAUCGUUUUUGGCCUCCUUGGCCCAGCUGGCCAUGUGCGUAGUUGCGUAUCGUCUUGUCCCGUUAAACACUUCUCCUAUGGGUCGUUGUCAUCUUAUUUGAUGUUUCUCCCCUUGCAAUAGGCCGGAGGAAGAGGUGCAUCCCUAGCUUAUGGCGAAACGAUCGACGAUCGGUGCCUCAACGUCAAAGCUUCUCAUUCCCCGUAUUCAGACAUUUACUAUCCCUUCGCCUACUCCGAUCUUCACACCUAUGCCGCCACCUCCUCCAAAGUCGUCGCGUCCGACGCGUCAACCUGCCGACGAGAAUCUACCGCCGUCACAACAACACGCAGCGCUGCAAAUGGUGCGCGCCAACAAGAUGGAGCGCGUCGUGCGGGAGGCUGGGCCACUCCCGUUCCAUCGCCUGCAAGCUCCUGAUACUCUCGGAAAGACGCCGAAAGCCCCCGCUCAGCUACCCAGCAACGCCGAUCCCACCGCGCGCACGGCGUUCCAGGAGAACCUCAUGCGGCGUGUGAUGCGCCGGGCGAGUCCGUUCACGCAUGGACAAGGGCACGGCACGCGUCGCCCGCCUCUCGUCGCGACCCAGUCUGCACCCGCUAUCCACGUACGCCCGAUCGCCAAGCAUGCAGCGGCUCUCUCUGUUCUCAUGCCCGUCCUUGACCUCCCCAUCCACACCCAUGCCCACACUCCACUAGCACUCACCCGCACGCGCAGCCACACGAUGAUAACGACGGCGACGACGGCGUACCUUCUGCCUCCGGGCCCGCUCACGCCCAGCGAGGGCGCGGCGAUCCUGCGCUCGCCGGUGAUCCCUGAGCGCGCGCCGCGGUUUGUGGUGAGCGACGAGCGACUGACGCCGAGUGCCGAGAUCCACCGCGUGUCGCACGUCAUUGGGCGGGAGAAUAUGUGUCUGCCGCGUCGCGACUCGUACCACGUCGUGCGCGAGGUCGGGCCAGACACUCCUGAUGAGCGCAUUCUGCGCACGUUCCGGAGGAAGAGCUACGCAGAUGGGUCGGCCCAGUUUCAUUGCGAUGACGCGCCGUUGUAUUGAGGAGGACCUCGGAUGUGCUCUUGGUGAGGAUUCUUAAUCUUAGCGAAGAACGUGAUCUUGGCGUAGCGGUGACUGUGUGAACUCGAGGUCGGCUCGGAUUCUACUUCAAGUUCUUUGUAGCCACUGUCCUUAAUCUGUAAACAUGAUUCAAACUGUACCGAACUGUACAAGGGAGAUGCGAAUCGAAGUAAUUGCCUUCGCUGGUAUCAUAGCGAGAGUCCGGGAAAAGUCAGGUGAAGCAUUCAAGUCUACUUUAGAAUGUUCUGAGGAAGGUGUAUGUGGGGGCGAGAGCACAGAUAUGCAGCUCAAAAUCCGGUAGCAGGGACACUAUGAGCCGGGGACGAUGAUACCAGAGAUUCUCCGCUUGACAUGGCGGACGACGGACAUCGCCACUCGUGUGGCCUUCGAAGGCUCCCUCCACGAUGGUAUAACAUCCUGCGGAGUGCGAGGUGAUACAAUGUCCCGACUACUUGCAGGGCUGGAGGCCAAAUCCGGUACACCGGCAGAGGAAGUACAGGCGACUGAGGUCGUCGUUAUCCUCCUACGGCGAUGAUGCCUCACGGACCGAUUUCGCCCGGAGUAGCGGACAGAUUCCGCCAGUCCUUCAUCGGCCCGUUUCUUCAUCCCCUCGCACUGCACCAACACCUCCACCUCCCUAACACGGAGCUCCCAAUCCAGCACCGCCAGCACAUCGCGCUCGAUCUUGCUCACAUCACGCGUCGUGAAGAGCCCCGCAGUGCACAUCGCCCAGUGGCAGUUCAGCAUCGUGCUGUCUUGCGUGUACUUGCUCGCGAGCACGAGCGCACCGAGGAUGAGGCGCUGGGCGACGAAAGCGGAAGCACCGCGGAUGGACAUGAUCGCGCGCGCGCGCGUUAUGUACGUCAGCGCGACAAGCAGUGUCGGAGUGGUGAUUUGGGCGUGCGAGACGAGGGUCGUAACAAAGUCAGUCAGGUGGCGAUGGUCGUCCUCUGCGCUUCGGGAGCCAGUAUACCGG
Molecule: messenger RNA, 3338 nt
Organism: Mycena citricolor
Lineage: Eukaryota; Fungi; Basidiomycota; Agaricomycetes; Agaricales; Mycenaceae
Source: the annotation of a GenBank genome assembly